Crotalus tigris (Tiger rattlesnake) is the source of this 4681-nucleotide messenger RNA. RefSeq names its product alpha-1,3-mannosyl-glycoprotein 4-beta-N-acetylglucosaminyltransferase B (gene MGAT4B). The transcript is spliced from 15 exons. Lineage: Eukaryota; Metazoa; Chordata; Lepidosauria; Squamata; Viperidae. Gene Ontology annotation, biological process: protein N-linked glycosylation. The record is from RefSeq and is a predicted model, not a curated record. Gene Ontology annotation, molecular function: acetylglucosaminyltransferase activity. The coding region runs from base 2128 to 3768 and encodes 546 amino acids. Gene Ontology annotation, cellular component: Golgi stack; endoplasmic reticulum-Golgi intermediate compartment; endoplasmic reticulum.
GCCGCUAUUCUUAAGAGGGUGGGAUAGAAAUUCCCUUCCCUCUCUCCUCACGGGGAAAAGAUACUUCAGGCAGCUUUUACAGGAAAAGAAAGUACUUAGGGAAAAGAGAAGAUCGGAACUCAACCAGUUUCAUCUGCAUUGCUUUCAAAGUGCUUGGUGGUAAGUUUGACUUCGGCUGUCUGCAGCCUAGUGAUGGGCCGUAUUAUUAUGGCUGAUCUUUCCUCCGCCAGUUUGGAGGGCUGCCCAGGAUCGAGCGGAAGGGCUGCCGCCGUCCCACGAUCAAGCAGGGGUCCCCUCCUUGCUCGUCGCCCCUACAGGGUGACUUUUGACCCUUUCCAGGGUCCCCCAGCAGAGCGAAACCAAACACGGAAGACGGAGCUUGCCUUCCAGCGGCUGCGGCGGCCGUGAUGGCAAAUCAGAAGUCUGACAAGAUCCGUUCUUGAUAAAUUCAAGCUGACAUCUAAUAAUCACUGUCUUAAAAUCUGCUCAAAUGUUUCUUGCCACCUGGACUUGUCAUUUAUAGAUCAGACACCUUAUAAUAAAUUUCCCCCUCCCGCUUUGUUGUUUACGUCUAAAUAUUCUUUCCUAGCCUCUUCACAAAUUGUGAAAUGACUUCAAAAGGAUACUUUACACAAACCUUUAUUAAAGCAAAGCAUCCUCUGAAGCUUUGUACAGUCCUACUGUGUAUUUUUCUUUGCCUUUUCACCUCCUGUGCUCCUUUUUGUUUUCAGAUCUUUAUUGAUUCUUUUGUGACAUAGCCACACUGGGUAGUUCUGCUGUCUUUCCCUCCCCUCCCCAUUGCUUUUAUAUUGUAAUAUUUCCUUUUUCAAAUAUUCCUAUCCAAACAUGAGCUUUUCCCCCAUACCUUCUCCUGUUGUGGGAUCCUUGCUUACUAAACUCUGCUAUCUUUUGCAGUUUUCUUAGUUUUAUUUUACUUCAAUCUAGAAUCCAAAUACAGUAAGAUCAUUUUUCCCCCAAUUUCCAGAUUCAGUCUUAUGUUCUGCCCUGAACUGAUCCCAUUCAUAAACUUGAAAUAUGAAUAUCUAAACUAACUUCCCUGAUCUGAUGAUUUCCCGAUAAGAUUUCAUAUCUCAUAAUUCCCUAGCCAGCAUGCUGAAGACACCAGGGUGGAUGGCCAAAGCUAGCUGAAAUGUGAUGGGAAAAACUAUCUGAAAUGUUUCAACUCACUACUGUGAAUAGGCUUCCAGCCUGUGCUCCUUGCUGAGAAGUGGCUUAGGCAUUAGUUUGAUUCGAUUUCUGAGAUCCGGAAUCGGAAACCGUGAACUUUUAUCUUUGGAAAACCGGGGCAUUUGAGUUCAUUCAAAAGUUCGAUAAGUCAUUUGUGUGGCAGUGAAGUUCUAUUCACAAGUUUAAGUCACCGCCUGUAUUGCGAAAAUCAAGUGAUUCAUAUAUAUGCGUGAACCAGGAUUGUGCUGUCGUUUCAAACGCAGCUUAUGGUCCCUGACGGCCCCGUCAGAGUUUGGCAAGAAAUCAUUCUGUCCAUCCUAAGGAGUCCCCCCCCCCCCCACGCUCCAGUCCUGCUCAGUCGACCCGUUCUUUGCUUGAAUAUGGAAUUUGUUGUCCAGCGACUGUUUCGUCCGCCUAGUUGCCAUCCUCAAGUCCGUCGCCAGCACCCACUCACUAUGCUACCUCACCCCCACAGACCAAACUAGCCGGUGCACCCGCGGUGGCUUGCACGUGUCUGCAGCUGUGGGCAGCGCUCGGGCUGCCUGACGAAAAGCGCGCGCGCGGCUCCUUUAACAGGAUGGUACCACCUCCGCCCCUUCCCUUCCUUUUCUUGGCGGCGGCGGCGGCGGCACAGCAGCCCUCUCUGUCUGCUCCAGGCCCGGGCAAAGUCAAAGGAGUGGGAGAAGAGCCUUUGCUGCCCGCUAAAGCCGGCGGCCCGGUGGGGCGCGGCCAGUGCAUGAGGGCAGCGGGCGGAGGCGCAGAAGAAGGAGGAGGAGGAGGCGGGGGCGGCGGUGAGUCCCUCCCGCUCGCCCGCCUGGGCACUGGCAGCCCCUGCCGCCGCCUCCGCUCCUCACCGGGGCCCGGGAGACUGAGGCCGCCGCGAAGAGCCCGGGACAUGCGGCCUCUCCAGCCACAGCCAUCGCCGAGGAGACGGAGGACAUGAGGCUCCGCAAUGGCACCUUCCUCACGCUGCUGCUCGGCUGCCUUUGCGCGCUCUUCUCGCUUUCGUGGUACGGGGCCUUCGGCGGGCACAAAGGUGAUGUUGUGGAUAUCUAUCAGCGAGAGUUCCUAGCACUGAGAGACCGUUUGCAUGCUGCAGAGCAGGAAAGCCUCAAGCGGUCAAAGGAGCUGAACGUAGUCCUAGAUGAAAUAAAGAGAGCCAUCUCUGAAAAGCAAGCCCUGCGGGACAUAAAUCGGACGUGGAGCAGUUUAUCUGAUGAAACAAAACUAAAACUGUGGAAUAUCACUAACAAGAAUGUGCUGCACCUCCCAACCAUCUUCCAUCAUUUGCCACAUUUGUUGUCAAAGGAGAACAGCCUGCAGCCAGCAAUUCACCUGGGACAAGGGCGCACUGGAGUAUCAAUAGUCAUGGGAAUCCCCAGUGUCAAAAGGGAAGUCCAUUCAUAUUUGACAGAUACCCUGAACUCCUUGAUCUCCGAGCUCAACCAGCAGGAGAAGGAAGAUUCUGUCAUUGUCGUCAUGAUUGCAGAGACAGAUCCACAAUAUACCACAGGAGUUGCAGAAAAUAUCAAAAGCUUAUUUCCCAAUGAAAUACAUUCUGGUCUUUUAGAGGUUAUUUCCCCUUCUCCACACUUCUACCCAGAUUUCUCCCGGCUACGAGAAUCUUUCGGUGACCCUAAAGAAAGAGUCAGGUGGAGAACUAAACAGAAUUUAGAUUACUGCUUUUUAAUGAUGUAUGCACAAUCCAAAGGCAUAUAUUAUGUUCAGCUAGAAGAUGAUAUUGUAGCCAAGCCAAACUAUCUCAGCACAAUGAAGAACUUUGCUUUGCAGCAACCUUCUGAAGAAUGGAUGAUCUUGGAGUUUUCCCAGCUUGGUUUUAUUGGAAAGAUGUUCAAGUCCUUGGAUCUCAGUCUGAUUGUGGAAUUCAUACUUAUGUUCUACAAGGAUAAACCCAUCGAUUGGCUUCUUGAUCACAUCCUCUGGGUAAAAGUUUGCAACCCAGAGAAAGAUGCGAAACAUUGUGAUAGACAGAAAGCAAACCUAAGAAUCCGCUUCAAGCCUUCGCUCUUCCAACAUGUAGGAACCCAUUCCUCUUUGGCUGGUAAAAUACAAAAAUUGAAAGACAAAGAUUUUGGAAAGCAAUCUCUUCGCAAAGAGCACGUGAACCCUCCUGCAGAAGUGAGCACGAGCCUGAAGACCUACCAGCACUUCUCCUUGGAGAAAGCCUACCUGAGAGAAGACUUUUUCUGGGCGUUUACUCCCACAGCGGGUGACUUUAUACGCUUUCGCUUUUUUAAGCCGCUCCGUAUUGAACGGUUUUUCUUCCGUAGUGGCAACAUUGAACACCCUGAAGACAAACUAUUCAACACAACCGUGGAAGUCUUGCCAUUUGAUAGUCUGCAGUCAGAUAAGGAAGCCCUGCAGGAGGGAAGAGCAACAGCAUUCAAGUACCACAGGACGUCUGAUGGCUACAUACAGAUAGGCUCAUUUUCAAAGGGCAUUGCUGAAGGAGAAGUGGACCCUUCCUUUGGCCCUCUGGAAGCAAUACGACUCACCAUCCAGACUGACUCUCCUGUGUGGAUAAUCUUGAGUGAGAUAUUCCUGAAAAAAGCUGACUGAUACUGAAGUUACAGGGAGUAAUAUAUCCAAUGGCUUUCUAGCUCUUCCAUUCUUCUAAGACAAUGAAGAUGCAUCAGAAUGAGUGAGCUACUAAUGGAGCAAAGCUAGAUGCAUAAAGAGCACCUCCUGCCCCAAGAACAGGAAGAAAAGUCUUGUGGUGAAAUUUGGGAGAACCUUGGAGUUUUGUUACCAUUCUUAAAUGAAGACGGAAAGAAUUUUUCACAUAUAGGUGCUGGGACUCAAUUACAAGAAGCACUGUUGCUGGCUUAUCUCACAGUCAGUUGCCUUUGCAGCUAGAAAACAAACAUAGAAACAAAUAAGAACUCUAGGGAUGAAUGUCCUGUGUAGAAGGUUUUUUUUGUUUGUUUUUUUUUGUUCUCUUGAGUAAGGACCAUGUUGUUCCUAUAUUUCUUUCUUCUUCCUUGGACAUUAAACCAGAAUGUAUCAUUAAAAGGUACAUUUAGAAGUGCAGGUUUAUGGAAUGUGAAGGGAAAGGGAAACUUGACGGUUGAGCACUUAUGGAAAAGAACCAAGAUAUAAUAAUACUUGACCUCCAACCUUUCAAGUAACCUUUGCUAUGUCCCCACCUCAAAACAAAAUGCAAAGGAGAACCAUUCUUAAAAAUUGCAGGGGUGGCAGAUGGCAGGGAUAAAAAAAAAUAACGUGCUAGAACUGCCAUGGUUGAACAUGCCUCUUUCAUAAAUACAGAUCAUGUUAAACUCUCCAGCCUUUUCAUGCCUUGGGAAUCAGUGCAAAGUUUACCGUUUAAAAUCUGUAAUGUACUGGUUGAUGUGAAUUUUAAAAAAGAAAAGAAACUGUAGAUCAAUUCUCAAAGGAUAGGGGUUAUUUAAAACAAAAACCCAAUGUCUCUAACUAUACACUGGAAUGCAUUAUACUACUUUCAUGUGCUGUA